AUGGCGUUGGUAGUGUCAUUGAAAAUGUUUCUUCUUUUUUUUCUUUUUCUUCUGAAAACCGCAAGUUCGACUAAUUUUUAUACUAUCAGCGACGAACAAACUCCAUUUCUCAUAGAUAUUUGCAAAUUAUACGGAACGAAAUCUGUAGUAUUUUUAUAUGCUGAAUCAAUAAAAGAAAUGGAAAUGACAACGAUGGUGUUUAAAUGGAGGCGUGCACUUUCUCAGGAAGGUAUUGCGAGCACGAACUUGCACUUUUCACAAUUGCACGAAUUAUCGUACUACGUAAAAGAAACUGUACGACCGUAUUACAUCGUAGUGAUCCCUAAUUACAACGCGAUUAAUGAGUUUUCUUUAACAACAAGUACCUUUGACAUGUCUUUAGCUGUGUGGCUAGUGAUAUUCAUUUACAAGGGACAUAGUUCCGAUUAUUGUCACAAUCCACCAGGUAAUAUAUUUAAUUUAAGAUUCAACACCGAAAUGGUGGUACGUUGUGAUACAGAAAAUAUUUUACGAGAAUGGUAUUCGGUCAAUACGAAUCUAAUCGAGAUCAAUGAUGUAGCAACAUGGAGUUUAGAGAAAGGAGUCACUAAAAUGAUUCCAGAUUCUCUUUACGAAAGAAGAUAUAAUUUACAGGGUUUAGUUAUGAGAGCUGUUGCACUCAAGGAUACAGCAUUCGUAAGAGUAAAGGAGGAUAAAGAUUUAGAUGGUUUAUUCGGUAAAAUAUUAAAAGAACUUUCUGUUACCCUUAAUUUUAGUUUGGAUAUUGUCUCGAAAAUGGAAGAGCAUGGAAGAUGGAAUGCAAGGAAAAAGUCGUGGUCUGGAGCAAUUGCAGAAGUACAUGGUGGACGUGCUGACAUUGCUCUUGCAGAAUUUUCCAUUACCCAUGAGAGAUUAAAUCCCGUUGACUUCACAAUUCCUAUUUUCACUUCCAAAAAUUGUCUCUUCAUUCGGAAACCAGAAAGGCAUGCGAUUAAAUGGACAUCUUACUAUUCAACUUUUACUAAUUCGGUUUGGAUUACUACGUUUGGAUUGUUAAUUACUGCAUCGAUCUUAUUGAUUUCUAUCAAAAUAAUAAGUGGGAAUAUAUGUAAAAUAAGACAUUUAUUAUCUGAUAAUUUUCUAGAUAUUUGGGCCAUAUUUUGUCAACAGGGAAUCGAAGAUUUUUCUGGUAGUUUUUCGUUAAGAAUAACAUACUUCUCUAUAUUUCUUUUGAUUAUUGUCUUUUGGGCCGCCUAUUCAGCGGCUUUAAUAAGCUAUUUAACGACCGUUUUGCACAUCAUACCCUUUGAUUCAUUAGAGAGCUUCCUUCAAGAUGGUACAUAUCAACUUGCCGUCUUACGUGGUACAUCUUAUUAUGAUAAAUUUGCAAAUUCGAAUAAUCCGAUUGCAAAGAAAUUAAUGAAGUUGAUGCUAGAAGAGAAAAAAUUACCUUUAACUGCUCUUGAGGGAUUUAAUAUGGUUAUAAAGAAUCUACGAUCAAAUAAAUUUAAUUUGGAGAGCCCUAAGAUCUUACUUGAAAGUCUUAUUUGUAAAAAUCCAAAAUUAGCUUUUUACACGUUUGACGAUAUGAAAAAGAGUAUAGGUAAUAUAAUACCAUGUAAUCUGAUAUGUGUUGAAACAGGAGAUGUGAAUAGUGUUGCUAUAAUUUUAUCUAAGCACAAUUCAUUCACCGACGUCAUCAAUUUUCAAUUAUAUUUGGAUAGUCAAAUUAUUGUUCUAAAAUUUACUAAAAAUUACGCUGAAAAUUAUGUUGAUAUGACGUUUCUUCUGGAUGCAAUCAUUAUUUACUAA
Messenger RNA from Vespa mandarinia (Asian giant hornet), 1791 nucleotides. RefSeq names its product putative glutamate receptor. Gene Ontology annotation, molecular function: ligand-gated monoatomic ion channel activity. Gene Ontology annotation, cellular component: membrane. The record is from RefSeq and is a predicted model, not a curated record. NCBI's taxonomy places the organism in Eukaryota, Metazoa, Arthropoda, Insecta, Hymenoptera, Vespidae.